AUGUCGCAAGAUACCAGGGAAGGCGAUCCUCAGGGAAUCAAACGAAAGCGGGAAGGACCAGGGAGCAAGAGACGAGCCUCGCUUGCAUGUGAUACUUGCCAAAGACAGAAGGAAAAAUGCGAGGGCGGCCCUCCGUGCUGGAGAUGUCAGCGACUGAGUCGACCCUGUCAUUUCCAGGAACAACCGGCACCUAAGAAAGCGACAUUUGUGGUGUCCCGACAGCCUCCUCCGCCGGUUCCAACAGACAGUGAUCAACGGGUCCAAAACCUCGAACAUAUUGUACGACACUUCCUCGGUGAUGUCCCCUUGGACGAAGAGUAUAUCAGUUGGAUCGUGUCGAAAUGCUCGAAGAAUAGUGAGGUGGAAAGCCUUUUGGGCGUCAAUGAAUCAUUUGAUGUUCAAUUCGUGUCUCGAGAUGUGGCCUUCUACUCUGGCGAGUUUUCACAUUGGAAUUUCUCGGAAAAGCUACGUCGUACAACCAACUGUUACAAAGACACUCCCGCGCCAGGGGUCAAGGAGUACUGGCGCCCAACUCAUCUGCAAUCAUCAAUCCACAUUGUGACCGAAGUGAUCGGCCAAUUACCACCCGAACCGAUAGCUCAUGCCGGGCGGCUUCUUCUGGUAAUUCUUGCAGAGACACUCAACUCGGGGAAAUCGAAAAGGCUCCAAGACGGCUUAACACGCGGGAUGACCUUGAUACGACAAAUGAUCGGGGGAACUGCCUCUCAAUCUGAGAUCUCGUAUAUCGAAUCCAUCGAAGCCGCCAUCCGCCAGCUAUCAUCGCAUGAUGACUCUUCGCGCUCGACCGAGUUGACUACCAACAGCUCCUCUUCCGCUUACGCCACAUUCAAGAACUGGACUCAAUCCAUGAAGAACAAGAGCAGUGGAAAUACCCUGGAGCUUUCCUCAUUUAGCCCAAUGUCUGGCUUUACAUCCGGGGGCGAAAGUGUUAUUCAACCUGAUAUGAGCGAGCUGGCGGAAUUCCUUAAUCCGGAUUGGCCUUCCACUAAUUUGGAGCUCGACGCGGAAGUGUUCUUUGGGCAAGUCGAGACAUCGCGCGGCGCUGUCACGACAAAGAAGGUGGUGCUUGCAACGAAUGCCUACACCUCAGCUCUAGCGGCCCAGUUCAAGGAUAAAAUUGUUCCAGUCAGGGGAACUUGCUGUCGCAUCGCUGUUCCUCCGGCCUCGACGGCUCCGCGCCUAACAAACACGUUGCAUUCAUUGACAAAGCUGGACGACUCUCGUGUUCUGGAGUCCGCCGUACGAUACUUUGAUGGGUACAUGCAGCGGAAUUUUGUUGGGUGGGAGGAUAGCCAAGCUUACACGGACCGAGUAUGGACUGGAAUCAUGGGCUAUUUGUCCGAUGGGCUACCACACGUCGGUCACGUCCCGGGAGAGGAUGGGCAAUUCAUUCUGGCGGGAUUCACAGGUCAUGGCAUGCCACAGAUCUUCCUUGCAGCAGAGGGCAUCGCCAAGAUGAUCCUGAGGGGAGCCAAGUUUGAGGAGACGGGACUGCCACGGCUGUUCCAGUCCUCCCAGGCCCGAUUGGACAAGUUGCAGAAUAAGAUCCUGGAUCAAAACCCCCAAGAUACUACGCAAGCCAAACUAUAA
Penicillium maclennaniae is the source of this 1611-nucleotide messenger RNA. RefSeq lists its product as uncharacterized. Lineage: Eukaryota; Fungi; Ascomycota; Eurotiomycetes; Eurotiales; Aspergillaceae. Gene Ontology annotation, cellular component: cytoplasm. The transcript is spliced from 7 exons. The record is from RefSeq and is a predicted model, not a curated record. Gene Ontology annotation, molecular function: oxidoreductase activity; DNA-binding transcription factor activity, RNA polymerase II-specific; zinc ion binding. Gene Ontology annotation, biological process: regulation of DNA-templated transcription. Bases 1 to 1611 code for a protein of 536 amino acids.